AGAGAUGGGUGGAGAGGAUGUGCGGCGGAGCGGCCAUGUGGAUUGGCUCAAGGGGAUAGCAGGGCAGUACGGCAUGGCGCUGCCAUCGCCUGCAGGGGCCAGGGGAGGAGCAGCCGUGGCAGCAGAGGCGGAGUCAGCAGCAGCGGCAUCAGCGGUGGUGGCGGGGAGGGUGCUGGCGGCAUUGAGGGGAGCGGAGCAUCUCGCGGGGGCGGCACAGGAGCGCGCCACGGCGCCGGGCUCUCUGCCCCCUGCAGCUGCAGCCGCUAAGACAAGGUUGCAAGCGCCGGAGCAGCAACUGUCACGACUGGAACAAAAGCUGCGCGACGCAGAGGCGAGUCGCGACCGCUACGAGGCGGCGGUGCAGUGGACGGAGGGCCGCCUGGCAGCGCUGGCCAGCCUCGCCCUCACCGUGGGCAGUGCGCCCUCGCCCGCCCUCGCCGCCUCCCGCUCCCACCUGCUCUCCUCUCUCGCCUUCGCCCAGAAGCGAGCGCAUGAGGAGGAGCAGCGAGUCAACCAACUCCGCCAGCAGCUCGCCACCACCUGCAAUCUGCCGCAUUCCGCCUCCUCCCCCUCUUCCUCGUCCCCAUCCUCCUCACCGCCCUCCACCGCACUGCCUCCAUUCCAAUCGGCCAUAACGCCACCUGCGCCCCCAGCCUUCCUCCUUGCACCGUCAACAGCACCCCUGUCAACCCCCCCCUCUACGUCAUCACCCCCCUCCGCCUCCUCGCACCCCUCCAAACCAGCUCCGCCUCGCUCGCAUUCCCUGCCAUCGCGGCCCCUCGCCCACACUUCUUGGCACCCUACCGAGGCCGCUGCCCACGCCACCAGCACCACCCUCACCAGCAGCCUCAGCCCCGCCAGCAGCCUUGCUGCGAUGAGCAUUCUCCAGCAGGCGCCAGUGCUGGUGGAGGGGGUGCGGGUGGGGGAGUGGGCGCGGGAGUACGUGGCGGAGUCGGUGGCACAGGAGCUCAGCAAGCGACGCACGGGCCACGGGGGCGGCAACUGAUGUGCCAGACAAAGUAGACGCCACAGCAGCCUUCAGCAGGCAUAUUUCUUUGCUCGUGCAAAGAUAUGUACAUAGUUUUUGUGCUGUAUUUCGUUCAAUAGCGAAGCCUACAAGGAGACAAACUUUGUGCAAUAUAUUGAUGGCAUUGGG
This is a messenger RNA of Closterium sp. NIES-67, 1156 nucleotides long. Lineage: Eukaryota; Viridiplantae; Streptophyta; Zygnematophyceae; Desmidiales; Closteriaceae. The record is from the annotation of a GenBank genome assembly.